AAACUCGGCUUCGAUAGUGAGCACAUGUCUGGGCUGAGAGAUGCUGUCUUGAAGACCUUGCUCGGCAGGGGCAGAUCAAGCCAUGGGCAUGCGUGGGGACACAAGCACACAGAUACAGUAUGUUCUUAUGUUCAGACAAUCAGGACUGCAUUCACAGUUGCAGCAUCCCGAUGGCAGGGGCACAUCACCGUCCAAGAAACCACGGGUGGAUGCAUGAUACUGUUCGAUGGGAAGGCUCUCAGGACUCCAGCUCGCUUUCCCUUGAUCUUGCCAAACCGCGCCUUAGCACUAGCGGUCGCUGCAGAGUGGCAAUGGCAGGAUGACAUGAAAAUAAGGCCUUUCACCAUGCCCCUCAUGUCCUUGGCAGCCACAGCCAUCGACCAGCCAAAGCACAGAAACCUCGUGGUCAACACCUUGCUGACAUACCUGCACGCUGAUUCUGCGUGUUGCCGGGAUGCUCCAGGACCUUUGUCAGCCCGCCAAGCGCAGGUGUAUGACCCUAUUGUGGAGUGGGCUAGCAAAGCUCUGCAGACCGAAAUCACGAUAUCUGACAGCAUCUUUGGGUCGGAGCAGCCUGAAGAAGCAAUUGAGGCAGUGCGCUGCUACUUGGAAGGCCUCUCUGCAUGGCAGCUCGCGGCAACAGAGAGACUCAUUGGGACGUGCAGAUCCCUUCUUGUGGGUCUGGCAGUAUCUGAGGGGCACCUGGACCUCACACAGGCUUUGCAGGCGGCACGUCUGGAGGAGGAGUUCCAGAUUGACAGGUGGGGACUGGUAGAAGGUGGGCACGAUGUGGACCAGGCCAAUGCCAAAGUGCAGCUGGCUGCCCCAUCCUUGUUCCUCCGAUUGCUC
Coccomyxa subellipsoidea C-169 is the source of this 849-nucleotide messenger RNA. Its product is annotated as ATP12-domain-containing protein. Gene Ontology annotation, cellular component: mitochondrion. Gene Ontology annotation, biological process: mitochondrial proton-transporting ATP synthase complex assembly. The transcript is spliced from 7 exons. Lineage: Eukaryota; Viridiplantae; Chlorophyta; Trebouxiophyceae; Coccomyxaceae. The record is from RefSeq and is a predicted model, not a curated record. The annotation marks the transcript as partial.